Messenger RNA from Austrofundulus limnaeus, 2285 nucleotides. It is a transcript of the gene hoxc11a, whose product is annotated as homeobox C11a. Gene Ontology annotation, biological process: regulation of transcription by RNA polymerase II; anatomical structure development. NCBI's taxonomy places the organism in Eukaryota, Metazoa, Chordata, Actinopteri, Cyprinodontiformes, Rivulidae. Gene Ontology annotation, molecular function: RNA polymerase II cis-regulatory region sequence-specific DNA binding; DNA-binding transcription factor activity, RNA polymerase II-specific. Bases 359 to 1324 code for a protein of 321 amino acids. Gene Ontology annotation, cellular component: nucleus. The record is from RefSeq and is a predicted model, not a curated record. The transcript is spliced from 2 exons.
GACUGCACACACACUCAGCCUGCACACACACUCAGCCUGCACACACACUCAGCCUGCACACACACAUCACUCUAAUUGUCAUAAGCCAGCAAACAAGAAUCUGUAACUGGUUUCCUCAGAGCGCCUGUGGCGUUUGAAAAUUACUCGUUUGAACCUCCUCGAUCUUACCUUAAGCCAACCACUCCUACACAUCCAAGUCUUCCAAAUUGAUAUAUGACAAUAUCUACUUUCGAUCACGUGUCUGCGGGGCGACUUAGACGGAUUGCGCGUCAUCUCGCCUUCCCAAAUUUUUCCCUUCUGCUGCAGCUCGAAUCCAAAACAUCUAUCUAUAGUGGCGAGCGCGAGGAGAGAGACUAAGAUGUUUAACUCGGUGAAUCUGGGCAACUUCUGCUCCCAGACGCGCAAAGACCGGACAUCCGAGUUUGGGGACAGGACUGGCUGCGCGUCUAACAUCUACCUCCCCAGCUGCACCUACUACGUUCCCGAGUUUUCCGCCGUCUCCUCGUUCCUCCCGCAGGCCCCGUCCCGGCAAAUCAGCUACCCUUACUCCACGAAUCUGUCCCAAGUGCAGCCGGUUCGGGAAGUUUCGUACGGCUUGGACCCUGCCGGGAAAUGGCACCACAGAGGCAACUACGCGUCGUGCUACUCGGGAGAGGACCUGGUGCAUAGGGACUGUCUCCCCCCAUCCACCAUGACAGAAAUGCUCAUGAAGAACGAGAGCGUGUACAGCCACCACCAUCACCAUCACACCCACCCCGGCUCCAAUCACCCUUCCACGGGCUUCUACUCCGGCGUGGGCAAAAACAACGUCCUCCCGCAGGGUUUCGACCGCUUUUUUGAGACCGCGUACUGCGGCAGCACGGACAAUCAGUCAGACAAUUGUUUACAAAAAGGCGAGGCGGGGAAGCUGGAGAACGACUCCCAGCAGCAGCAACAGCAACAGCAGCAGCAGCAGCAGCAGCCGGCAGCCUCUGUACCCGGAGCUCCGGAACAGGAAAAAGACCCGGACGACGAGGAGGAACACACGAAUUCAGGCUCCUGCACUUCUUCCUCCGCGGCAACCAAGGACGGGAACAAGAGCAGCCACUCGAGCGUUCCUCGGACAAGAAAGAAGAGGUGUCCCUAUUCCAAGUUUCAGAUCCGAGAGCUGGAGCGGGAGUUCUUCUUCAACGUUUACAUCAACAAGGAGAAAAGGCUCCAGCUCUCCCGAAUGUUGAACCUCACCGACCGCCAGGUUAAAAUCUGGUUCCAGAACAGAAGAAUGAAAGAGAAGAAGCUGAGCAGAGAUCGCCUUCAGUACUUUUCCGGAAAUCCCCUGUUGUGAGCCGAGAGAGGGAGAGAGAGAAAGAGAGAGAGAGAGAGAGAGGGAGAGAGAGAGAGWGUGUGUCACACAGUCACAGUCUUGGACAAGUGGCAUCAAGGCCUCUCCCUCUCUCAUUAGUGAAGUCUAAUCGUGGGCUUGCUUUUCUUUCCUAAAAAUUUAAAAAAAAUAAAAAUUAAAAAAGCAGCCCAUGUCAGCGAGAGUGCAAUGUGAAAAAUGGACAAGUGGAAGAAAAAUAUAUAGGCCUGCAUGGUGGGGAUGAUGUCGCCAUUUUCUUAUUAUUGCCACCCCCUUUUCCACACGGGACGCGAUGAGAAAGGCCUACAGUGGUUAGAAUUAAAAAAAAAAUCACCAUUUAUACGCUGUUCUUGAAUAUGUCCUUCUAUUUAUCUCGUUUCUGCGUUGUGUUUACUGUCCGUAUAAACAUAUUUGUGUAGCAAACCAAUCCUUAUUGCGCAGACAACUUUUAGCUCUCAUAUACUCUGGUCUGUGUAUAUAGCAUAUCAGUAUCUAAUUAUUUCUCGACCAGAGCAUGGACAAAAAAAUAAAAAAUAAACAGAAAUAAAAAAUAAAUAAAAAAGACWUGAAAAUAAAUAUUUCCAAGCUGCAUUUUUUUUCCGCCAUUGACAAACUGUGACGUCCAAUCUGUGAAAGUAUACUCCCUGUAUGUGCAGAGUAGCCUAUGCAAAGUGCAUUUGAAACUGUAAAUAUAGGCGUAUGAUGAAUCUUUCUUUCUUUUUAUUUYCCUUUCUUUUUUUUCUUUUUAGCCACCCAAAUCUUUGCUGCUAUUUUUUUCAGCACACUGCCCAUAAAACCUUAAAAUAAGCUUUAACCUCUCAUUAAAUUAUUUGCUGAAAAAAAAUAACAUUGGUGCUUUAAUUGAUCAGAGACCGGAUGAAGGGGUUUUCGGCUUGUGUAUCAUUAUAAUAUCUUAAUAAAAAGAAACAUAUAGGCAAAACUUUAA